Cercopithifilaria johnstoni is the source of this 453-nucleotide messenger RNA. Lineage: Eukaryota; Metazoa; Nematoda; Chromadorea; Rhabditida; Onchocercidae. The record is from the annotation of a GenBank genome assembly.
AUGAUUUGCACAAAUUAUACAGCGCAGACUCAAAUCGAUAGAAAUGCCCUUGCAUUGAUUAUUUGUCAUAUAGUAUUAUUUUGUUUUGCUGCUAUUGGUAAUGUUGGAAUGUUUCUGAUUAUUUAUCGUAAUUUAUGCGUUAAUCAUUCACAUCGAAUAUUCAUUCUACUACUUCAUAUGAAUAUUGCUGAUCUAAUUGUAACAUUUGAAUAUUUACCGAAACAAAUUAUACAUUCCAUUACCAAAUAUUGGUAUGGUGGUGAUAUAUUAUGUAAAAUGACCCGAUUUUUCGACAUUUUCGGUGUAUCACUUUCAUCGGCAGUUGUUGUAUGCAUGUGUAUCGAUCGUUGGCUUUCAGUUUGUAAGCCUUUUUCCGUAAUCGAUGGCAUUAAACGAAAUAAAAUUAUGCUAAUUUUCGCAUGGAUUAGCUCUUUUAUUAAUAGUUUACCUCAG